Aspergillus sclerotioniger CBS 115572 is the source of this 3489-nucleotide messenger RNA. RefSeq lists its product as uncharacterized. The record is from RefSeq and is a predicted model, not a curated record. The transcript is spliced from 5 exons. The coding region runs from base 1 to 3300 and encodes 1099 amino acids. Lineage: Eukaryota; Fungi; Ascomycota; Eurotiomycetes; Eurotiales; Aspergillaceae.
AUGCGAUUGUUCCCUCUGUUUGCUCUGGUUGCCUGUCUCGUGCCUGGCUGGUCUGUCUCAGCUGAAAUUCUUGCCCCGGAGCGUCAUGGGCUUGGAGGCCUUGUUGUGAGAGAGGCAACUCCGAGUACUGCAACGGCCACAGAAACCUUUAGCGAUACGACAGCAGCGAGCGUGACGAAUCAUGCGGCAGCAAAGGUCAAUUCCACAACCACUUCAAAUGCCACUGCUCCAGCUUCAACAACUACAGCGGCUCUAAAUGGCAAGAAUUCGACAGAUCCCGAUGCUCUUCCGAUCCAGCCUACCGUCACGCCUGCCCUGGGCAUCGGUGGAUUUCUUCUCCUUGUCACGGGAGCAGUUCUUGCACUGAUUGGAAUUCGCAAUUUGAGAGUCCAAGUUUUUCUGUCCACUGCUUUUCUUACUGGUCUUGGAGUAACGGUUCUUAUUGUCUAUGUCAUGAGCCCUCCUGUACGAGUUGCUAUUCAAGGGGCGUAUCUUGUUGCUAUAUUCUUUACCGGCAUUACAUUCGGUGCACUUGCGAUUGUAUUCAAAGAGCUAACCGAGGGCCUUGGCUGCCUGCUCGGGGGCUUUUGCAGUAGCAUGUGGCUGCUAUCUCUGAAACCUGGGGGCCUUUUCACAGGCACCAAUGCCAAAAGCGGGUUCAUCGGCGCAAUCUCGGUCGCAUUCUACGCCAUGUCCUUCAGUCACCAUACUCGCCCUUACGGGCUGAUUGUGUCAACCGGUAUCUCAGGUGGUACAGCUGUUGCGCUCGGAAUUGACUGUUUUAGCCGGGCUGGAUUGAAAGAGUUUUGGCUCUACAUAUGGGGCCUCAACGACAAUAUUUUCCCGCUGGGCACGGACACAUAUCCGAUUACUCGGAAUAUUCGUGUGGAGCUUGCUGCCACAGUUAUUAUUGCUAUCUUGGGCGCAGUCUCUCAGCUGAGGCUAUGGAAAGUGGUCAGAGAACGUAGACGACGAGAGAAAGAAAAGCGCGAUGACGAGCAGAGAAAGAAGGAGGAAUCUGAGGCUGAGCUCGGACGAAGACUGGAAGAGGAUAAUAUUCAGGAGCGCAAAGACUGGGAAGCAAAGUACGGUGACGCUAAGCCGACGUCGAGCAAGUCGGAGUUCGCGGAUGACACAAAGUGCCAUGCGGACGAGGUGGAUGCUAUGGAGAAGGGAGAUGCCUAUGACUCGAAAAGCAUGGCCAACUCCUCCGAUUGCUCCUAUCGCUGCUCCGAUUGCAGGGAAAGAGAGGCGAACGAAGAUGGCGUGUCAGAUGCGACGGGAGCGACUGAAGGUGCUCAUGACUGGGAACAGGCUGGCACGGCCAAAGAAACAUCCGACAAGAUCCAUGAAGAGAGUGGUUCGCUUCCCAUCAAAGUUUUCGAUGGUGCAGCUGCAGCCCAAAUCAAAGACGACAAAAGCUCUGAUAUGACGGCCGUCAUUGGUUCGGAUACUGCGACAAUACGAUCAAAGAGGGCAUCCGGGGCAUCUUGCAUGCCGCAGGGUUCUCGAAGCAAUGAUCUACCCCUGUCUCAGUCCCAGGAGGCCUUGGUUUCUGUUGACGAUGGAACUUCAUCUGUGCAUAGCACCAUAGAUGAGGGUGUAGACCCGGAUUCUGAUGGUCUCAUCGCACAGGGUGAAAGCCGUGGGUGUACGAAGGACAUUCCUGAGUCGGAUGAGCAUCCUCCCGUCGGUGACGCCGAACGACAGCAGGCAGAACCCGAGCAAGGCUCUCAUGACAAGCAGACACAUAUGCUGAACAACGUGAAUGAGGCAAUCAUCCAGAAAGGCAAGGAAACCCAGCCUACGGCAGUCAGCACAACGGAACCCAAGAAAGUCGAGGAUAAAGAGGGCUUCGAUCCGGAUUCGCAUAGCAUAGCUUCGGAAGUGGCAUUGACUGUGGUGAAUCAUGGGACUCCUGGACAAAAUUCAGAUGUCAUCGCGGGCCAGGAAAAGAGUGAUGGUCUCUCGUCACCCCCAGAUGAACCUCCAAUCGAGCCAGUAGGUGAAGAAGGGAAACCGUCCGCAUGCGUUCCCAAAACCGGAGACACUGGGGAACAGGACUCGGAAGACCACAACUGUGAUCAGCCCCAGACUGGAGAGCCUGAAAAACCCAACACUGCCCCUGAUGGACAGAAUCAAAGAUCCCAUGGAGAAUCAAUUUCACCACUGGCAUCAUCUCAGAAGGAAAACGAGAACAAACGAGAAGCUAGCCGUGGCAAAUGCAAGUCUCCUGAGCCGCAACCUAGAAUUGAACCGGAGCCGACAAAAGAAGAGCCCCCCAAGCUGAACGAGGAGACAGUGAAAGAUCUUCCCAAACGAACAUCAAGAGUGGUCCAGUCCUAUCGCACAAACGAGUGGGCGAAACACCUGGCCGACGCCGAGGCUCCCGAGCUGGAACCCAUCAAGCCAAUCGAAGAAGAACAACCAGAAUCUUCCCCCGAAGUCGAGGAAGCUGCGGUGCCGGUCAAUGUACUGGAACUGCUACAGACACCGUUGAAUGCACAGCCUCCGCCCGCUGUAGAGCCUCGCGUCCGAGAUCCACCAAGCAGACGUGGUAGUCAUCGGAUCUCCAGCGGGUCUCAGCUGCAUCUAUGUUCCCACACCGAUCAGUUGAAGAAGGCCUCUCAGUCGCCUCUUCCUACUGCCCAACCACGGUUCAGCAAUGCUUAUUCCAUGAGCACCCUGUUCGGGAAUCCCGCAGCAAUCGAACAACCCCAAGAGGACGCCGAGGCCGCUAAGCCUCAAUGGAAAGGGCCUGCCCCCCUGAUAGCAGUACGAGAGGACAUGAUGCGAAAUCGACUGUCAUCAUACUCGCUCAGCAUAGAUCCGUUCUCGCGAAACAAUCCAGGACAACCGCCAACCGAAGGAUUGCGGAGAUCUUCUACAUGCCGAAUCCGUGACGAGGCGGACGACAUGCCGCUGUCUCAACGUCGCGCAAUGCUAUACCAACAGACAGUCCCAAGCCCACUGCCGGCACAUGCGCCCUACUCGACAUCGAGACGGAGCCAAGGACACGGGCCAUCCCCCACCAAUACACCAGCAGCAAUGGCCGCAUGGCGAGAAUCCGUUCAAGAAGACCUGAAGGAUAAACGUAACCCUCUUGCCAAGCAGAACAACUCCAUGGUCCCUCCAGGGCAGGAUCGAAACCCACCCCCUUAUAGUCAAUCGCAAAGGCACUCAAUCCAUAUCGGAAACGCGAUUGCCGAAGGCAUGCAGCGCGGGGACAUGAGCGAAUUGCAUCGAGAAGCCAUGCGACGGAUGCAAGCCAAGGCAAACAAAAAUGCGAGAGAGGCGUGAGACAGUACUGGUAUUGUCGUCGACCAACAACCCCAACCGCAACACCCAUUUGAGAUAUUAUUCCGCUAGUAUAGACCUCCCGAGGGCCCAGUCUACAAAAGGACAACAGAUGUGUCUGGCUCAUGCAUGUCCGAAAAGCCUUUAUGUAUAUCAACAGAGGGUCACUAAUAUCACUGACUAGGACCUAUG